Messenger RNA from Hemicordylus capensis (graceful crag lizard), 2098 nucleotides. It is a transcript of the gene CCDC59, whose product is annotated as coiled-coil domain containing 59. Gene Ontology annotation, cellular component: nucleus. NCBI's taxonomy places the organism in Eukaryota, Metazoa, Chordata, Lepidosauria, Squamata, Cordylidae. The transcript is spliced from 5 exons. The record is from RefSeq and is a predicted model, not a curated record. The coding region runs from base 231 to 851 and encodes 206 amino acids.
CAUCAGCGUGGGCAUCUCUCCAAUAGCAAAGGCAGGAAUUCCUGCUCUUUCAAACCUGGGUCAUAUUGCACGUAAAACCAGCUCUUAAUUACGUGUAGGACGUCUGUAAGGCAUCGCGUAGUGAAUCAAGGACCGAUGGAUGCCGUUCUCCCGUUGGGUGCCUGAACGUUUGGCGCUUGUCCGAUGACGUAGACGACACGCGACAAAGCUAAACUGAGCUGUGUGGAUUGAUGGCGCCAGUUAGGAGGACGAGGGGCGGCCCGGACUCGAAGGAAGGUGUGGGCACUGCAGGGCCGCAGAGUCGACCGAAUCGGAAACAGCGCUGGAGACGGGACCCGCGUCUGGUCAGGGGGAGCAUCCGCGAGGGACAAGGGUUUGCCUUUUGGAGAAAGCAAAAGAUCCAACGUGAUUACAAGAAAUUACUAAAGAAAGAAAGAUAUGCCAGCGCUCAGAACAAUGUUGGGUACACAGAAAAUUAUCCGGAACACUUGAAGCAUCUUUACUUAGCUGAAGAGGAAAUGCUUAAGAAACAACGGAAGCCUAAAAAUUACCGUCCUAUACUGGAAGAAAAUGAUAUUGCAGCACCAAAGGCCAAUGUGAUUCAGAGGAAAGUUAAAACAAAAACUUCCAACCAAAAAGCAAAAGAAGAAUACGAGAAAAUAAAGGCUGAGCGAGAGAAGAAAAAAGAGGCAGCUAGAAAAAAGAGAGAAGAAAGAGAACAAGCUCAGAAGCUCUACAAACAGAAGAAAAUGGAAGCUUAUAAAAUACUAAGCAAAAGAACUAGAAAAGGACAGCCAAAUCUCAAUUUACAAAUGGAGUAUCUCCUUCAGAAAAUACAGCACAAUCCAUAGACUUCUGUCUUUUUUAAAAAAGUGUGAACAAAAGUUUAAUGACCAAGGAUGAAUUUUUUUAAUAUGUAUUAUAUUUUCUAGGAACAAAAGAUUUAUUGUUCCUUAUUUUUGAUCUAAAUUCUGCACAGAAAAAGGAGGUGGCCUGUCCUGAAGCAUUCCUAUUGUGUUCCUUGCUAUUUCUGGCCAAAAUAGAUGAUAAAUACCCUGACUGGCAUUGUGACUUUAUUUUCAUUUCACUUCCAUAUUUUUAAUGAAGAAAAUCUUCUUGUGAACCAUGUGAGGAUCACAAAAACUGAUUCUGAAUUCUGGUAUAUAUUUAUAUGGUAACGUCAUUGCAGAGUGUUUCUUCUGAACAAUUCGUAGCAGGUCCAUCAUUUUGCCUGUCAAACUCUCAUUUAUUAAAAUUACAAUACUAUAUCUAGCAAACUUCUGUGGUAAACUAAAAAAAAAAAAAAGUACACGGUCAGACCUGGUUCUUGGACAAUUUGGAAAAUGCGAGUGAGUGCAUUUCACUCUCAUGUGGGAAUUGUCAAAAGCUGCUCCAGAAAACAACAGAAGCUGAAGUGUGUGUGCUCUGGCUAUGUAUUAAUAGCCCUCAGAUAGUUAUGGCUUCAGAAUGCCAUCUGCCUGUAACUUUACAAGUGUUACCAAACUGCUGGAUUGUUCCCCCACCUCCAUCUCUGCCACAUGCGCAUGCAUGGAAGCACAGCAUCUGCCUGGUUUGUGCAUCUAUUCCAAUGAUACAGAAACCCAUUUUUACAUGGCACCUGAAUUUUGGAGCAAGGUUACAGGAAUCUUAGGCAUAACUCAAAAAAUAAAACAGUGGCAUUUAUCUUGUUUGCUAGUUUGGAAUACCUUGGUUGGAGUCUAAAGCAAUCCACGCUCACAGUGCUUUAAUUUUCUUCUAGUUGCAGCUUCAUGCACUGCAUUAAACGCUGCUUCAGAGGUUCCCUGGCCUACUCAAGCAAUGGGGGUUUUUUUGGCGGGGGGGGGCGGCCUACUCUAUCUGUAGUGGGUAAGAUAGAGCAGGAGGCUUUUGGGAUCCUGGCAUAAUAAAUUUGGAGAUAUAUUUUGUGCACAUAGCAUUCUGUCAUUUGAACUUGGAGGGCCAAGAUCAAGCUAACAAAGUGGAUGAAGGAUAUUAAGCUAGACCCCAUUUUGAUUUGGCGUAUCAGCUCUUGUUAAAAGUAUUCUAAGUUAUAGUGAAAAUAUUUUUUGCUAGCAGAAUAAAACUUGUUGCAAGCAAA